This is a messenger RNA of Podospora pseudocomata, 2076 nucleotides long. RefSeq lists its product as uncharacterized. The coding region runs from base 374 to 1879 and encodes 501 amino acids. The transcript has 4 exons. NCBI's taxonomy places the organism in Eukaryota, Fungi, Ascomycota, Sordariomycetes, Sordariales, Podosporaceae. The record is from RefSeq and is a predicted model, not a curated record.
GAGCUCCGCAUUGGAUUCCAUCGUCCCUCCACACUGCUCAACUCCAGCUCGCAAGUCACUGAUCAGCCGACCUGACCUGGCCCCUCCCGAUUGUCUUGUCUCGUCAGUUUACAAAAGAACUACGUCCAUGUAUGCGUACCCAACCUGAUCCAGAAUCCUGACCCUGCUUCUGCCGCCACUUAAUCGUGCAUCAGGAGUGCUACCUCACCACCCUUUUGCGCACAACACAACUCCUGCAGCCUUCAAGGUUCCCCUUCCCCUUUGACCCCUCCCACCCACCUGUCUCUCAGUGAAACCGCCAACCACUGAGAAACCGUUGCUCUUUGAGGGAAAGAACAUACAUACAAUCUUCGAUCUUCUCACAACAAACACCAUGUCAUCUGAAAGAAGAAACAGCUUGUCGCCUCCUGAGAGGCGUGGCACCGUUGACCCUGGUGCUCAUGACCUAGCGGAAUCCGAUUCCGAAGAACACUAUUCGGACGCCCAGUCUGUGCCAGUUGGGUCAGCGCCUCCGUCACCCAUCCCGAGAACCAGAGUCGAGAGGGUCGAUGACAAGCCUGCUUAUGGGGAAGUCCCCGGCACCGAGGCUUAUAGCAAGAGAGAAGGGGAUGCCGAGCCGGACGAGAUAGCCAUCAUCCCCGACCCCCUCGACCCAACACCCGCCGAACCGGAACGUCACGCCCGGUCUCCCACCCCUGGCGGACAUCCUAUUCCUAAGACAGUGGUGGAGGAGGCACCAGAUGCUGAGGGCUCAGUGACACACCCGGAGGUGGAGGAGAGACACAAGUCGGAUCCGCAUCCGGAUGUGACCAUCAAGGCUGAUGGGAAGAGGGUGGAAGAUAAUGAUGCCCCAAUAUCACCGUCUUUAAGUACUCCUGUGUCGACACGCUCCAGAAGAAAGUCGUCAAAUGCCAGUAAAAGACCCGCGCCACUCAGCCCCACGUCACUGGGGCCUUCCGAGGGUGGAGAUGAUGCGGUGGAGGGCGAUGAAGAUGAUGAUGACGACUUUGGGGAUGACUUUGACGACUUUGAAGAGGGCGGCAACGACGAUGACUUUGGUGACUUUGACGACGGGUUCCAACAAGUCGAGGAGACACCGCCAGCACCUCCUCCACCAGCAGCGGCGCCAGCUCCGGCCCCAGCACCAGCUGCCCCCGCCCUAUCAUUUCCUAUACCCACCUUUGACGACCUCGACCCCUCCGAAAUCCACACCCUCACCGAGCCCUACCUCUCGGCCCUCUUCCCACCCCCAGACGCCGUCGACCCUCUGCCCUCCCUCUCCAACGAAAACCCCGUCUUCCUCACCCCCCGAUCCGCCUCCCUCUGGUCCCAACUCGUCGCCCCUCCCCCGCUCCAACCCCCAGAUUGGAUCCGCUCCCGCAUCCGCCGGCUCUUCCUGGUCUCCCUCGGCGUGCCGGUAGACCUAGAUGAGAUCCUGCCCGCCUCCAAGCAAAAGAAACUCGUCCUCCCCUCCCUCCACCGGUCAACAUCCAAUGGCUCGUUCCAAUCUGGCGAUUCAAGGAGUGUCUCCCGCGUCCGCGCGGCCGCAUCGACAACAUCGGUCGACUCCCAAGGAAACCUCAAACCCCCCAGGGCGUCAAAGAAACAACCUCAGACAUCAGAGGGUGUAGACAGCAAAGAGAAGAGUUUGGAUUUGCUAAAGGCAAGGCAGCUGUGCAUGACCACCGACGAGGCGAUGAACGGGAUGACAGACAAGGAGUUGAGGGCACAUGUGGAGAGGUUGGAGAAGAUGCAGUUUGAGGCAAAGGACGUGCUGGAUUAUUGGCAGAAGAAGACGGACGAGAAGAUUGGGGAUCGGGAGGCGUUUGAGAAGGUGAUUGAGAACUUGGUGAAGCAUGCUAGGAAGGCUAGGAAGUAGACUGGGAAAGGGGGUUGAACGGAAUUACAAGGACAGGAAAAGUGUUGGAAAGGGAAAGGUUACGAAAAGGGCAGAAAGGUUCCGAGCAGGUUACCUUGAGGUUUUUGAUUUAUUACGGCAGUUACUAGUUAAUGAAGGGGGAGAAAAAGGUUGCAGAGGAGGCAAAAUUAUAGAGAUAAUAGACCAAGUUUGACACA